AUGCCGCCCCAGACCAUGAAAGCGAUCAAAAUCGUCUCGCGAGGCAAGGCUGAGAUUCAAGACGUGCCCGUUCCUCGGCUGCGCGAUGAUUAUGUUUUGGUCAAAGUCAAGUGUGUUGCGUUGAAUCCCACUGAUUGGAAGCAUCGCGAUAGCGAAGCGCUCUCUACCCCCGGCUGCACGCUCGGCUGCGACUAUGCUGGCGUGGUGGAAGAGGUGGGGUCCAAGGUGACGAAGGAGUGGAAGAAGGGAGCCGGCUUCUGCCACGGAGGGAACGCAGUCGAGCCGGAGGACGGCGUAUUCGGCGAAUACUGCGUAGCCAAAGGCGACGUCCAGCUCCGCAUCCCUGACAACACCAGCUUCGAAGAAGCGUGCACGCUCGGCGUCGGCGUCAUCACCUGCGGCCAAGCGCUGUAUCAAAGCCUCGAGCUGCCGCUGCCCGGAAGCGGGAAAUCGGCCGGCUAUCCCCUGUUGAUCUACGGCGCGAGUACGGCUACAGGCUCGCUGGCGCUGCAGUACGCGCUGCACUCCGGCUGCUCGCCCAUCAUUGCUGUCUGCUCGCCGAGGAACUUCCCAUUCGUCAAAGCGCUCGGCGCCACGGAGGCGUUUGAUUACAACGAUCCCAAGUGCGGCGAGAAGAUCCGCGCCUACACCAAUAACACCCUAACCAAAGCCCUCGACUGCAUCGCCGAAGGCGCCUCCCCCGCCAUCUGCUGCGCCGCCAUCUCGUCCCAGGGCGGCGAAAUCUCCUACCUCCUCAAGGUCAAGCACGACCGCGAGGACGUCGUGAACAAGUGGACUUUAGGCUAUACCGUCGUCGGCGAGGCGUUCAAAUUCGGGCCCGCGGAGAUGCCCGCCAAACCGGAGGAUUUCGAGUUUACAAAGGGGUUUGUGGAUGUGAGUACGCGUCUGCUUGCUUCGUCGCAGAUUUCUGUGCAUCCUGCGCAAGUUGGUAAGGGCGGGUUGCAGGGUGUUUUGGAGGGGUUGGAGCUGUUGAAGGCGGGCAAGGUGAGUGGAGUCAAGUUGGUGUAUAAGGUGGACGAGACGACUUGA
Neohortaea acidophila is the source of this 1050-nucleotide messenger RNA. RefSeq names its product putative zinc-binding oxidoreductase ToxD. Bases 1 to 1050 code for a protein of 349 amino acids. The transcript has 7 exons. NCBI's taxonomy places the organism in Eukaryota, Fungi, Ascomycota, Dothideomycetes, Mycosphaerellales, Teratosphaeriaceae. Gene Ontology annotation, molecular function: oxidoreductase activity, acting on NAD(P)H. The record is from RefSeq and is a predicted model, not a curated record.